AGUAAAGUGUAAAAUUACAGGCAUGGUUUACAAUAAAAACGAAUGGCAGAUUGAGUCAAUCAAAAAUCAAAGCUCUAAAAGGGGCAGUUGUGUUUAAACAUGUUAAAUGUUUGGGAAAAUCUGUAAACGGAUUUGGAACUUUUUUGUUUAAACGUGUAAAGUUUCCACCUUUAAUCCCUGGCACAUAUAUGUACUUUAAAACUGCAGCACUGGCAUAGGUCAGGGUCACUGGUACAUGCAUAUGUAUGUGCACAUUCUCUGUCAAGAUCUGGUGCAGCACUUACAAAGUUUGACAGUUGAUAUUUUUCUUAGAUUCUGACUGUUUAUCCCAAUAUACAUGUACAUGUACGCAGACAGCCAAGCUCAUGUACGAAUGUGGUUUGGUUAAAUCGCAGCCAGAUGUUGAAUUGCAUGACAUUUGCAACAUUGGAAACGAAUGGAAAAUAUGACAUAGGCCUACUUGAAACAUUUAACAUUUGCAGUUGGAUUGUAAAGAUUUCUUUUAGAUCGAGAAAUAAAAAAUUACAUAGAGUGUACAAUUACAAACCACAUCAAAGGUUGAUAGACCCUGAUGAUAAAAUCUUUUUGGUAGGCCUACGACUUCCAAAGAUGCUGGACGAUUCGAAAUUAAAAAACCUAAAGCAAAGUAAGUACCAGUACAUGUACAUGUAUGGCAGCUGCUAGUACAGGUACUAUUAAUACUAGGAAGCACCCUCUUUUGUUUCACUCUUCUUUAUUGGGACUCUACCACAAUCUGGGUUCAAAGGUCGCAAUCUUCAGGCUAGUUUUACCCAAGUUUUAACAACUUUUUCACAGGGCCUUAGCUUGCGUCACGAGUGACCAGGUGACAAAUUACACCUUACAGUACAGGUUUCUUCCUUCCUUGCUCUAUGCUUCAUCCAUGCACUUUUUUACAAAACGGUGUUCACCAUGUUCACAUGCUGAUUCCCUCAUCCUGCUUAUGAUGGACUUUGGUCUUGUUAUCGUUACCUAAGCUUUAACAAAUCCUUUGAACAAAAAUUAUUGUUUAUGCUGAGGAAACGUAGCACAGCUUAGCGAUGCAACGACAGCUCAUAUCCAACUUUUUACUUAGUAAUAGUGCAUACCAUGGAUUCUUCAUUUCCAUUUGGGAUAACUAAUCACCAGCUAGUUCAGCCUCCAUUCCGUGGAAUACAGUUUGUGAGAUCAACUUUUAAAGAUGGUAAGUCUUAUGUAAACAAACAAAGUUCUGGGGUCCUUGCAGAAGAGGGUUGCACCACUGCAGCUGGAAAGGAGGCCAGAGAUUUUUAUGAAAGUAUAGUAUCUAUGGAGGUCUCAAAUGACUGCACAAGUACCUCAUCAGAAAAGCAGCAAAAUUCCAAAAGAAAAGGCCUGCAGUCCAUUCGGAAGAGGAGGAAUAUAAGUGCUAGUAAGCAUUUAAGGCCAUCAGGUAGUCAGAGGCAGUCUGAACGGGUUCACACAAGAAACGUCAAUAACUUCUUGCGACAUGCACAGGAAGGUGACGUCCAAAGUUUAGCGACACUUCUUGAGGAUGGCAAUGUCGACAUGGACGUAGUUGAUGGUUUCAACUGGACGGCCUUAAUGUGCGCAAGUUACAGCGGUCAGUCGAAUGCUGUGGAGUUCCUCCUCGAGAAAGGGGCAUUGUGGGAACAUGACCGAGACAAGAGUGGUCGAACAGCAUUAGAUCUUGCCAAGAUGGCUGGCCACAUUGACAUUGUCAGGAUGCUGACGGAUCACCUAACACCUGAGGAUCAGCAAGAGCAGCCUCCAGAGACUAACGAGGACAAAAGCUUCUGGUGUGAGGUUUGCAAAGUUGAAUUUCGGGAUUCAAGCAAACGGGAGCACCAGUCCUGUACCGUGCAUCUGUUUAACUGCAAGCACAAACCCCAGUCGACCCACUACUACCUCCCUGAGAGCAACGUGGGAUUCAAGAUGAUGAUGAAAGAUGGAUGGGACAAGGAGCAGGGUUUGGGUCCUGAUGGGAGUGGACUUAAGUUUCCCAUCAAAACUGUACUAAAGCGAGAUCGCAAGGGUUUGGGGGCAGAAAAUAAGGACAAGGAGUCUGCCAAAGCAAGGAUCACACACUUUGAACAGUUUGAUGUCAGGGCUGUAAAGAAACCCACUCAAUCAAUGGGAAAGAAAAUGAGAACUUCAACUCUCAAUAAAAAUACUCGAAAGAAGAUGCAAAACAAAGAUCGAAACUGGGAGAGAGAUUUUAGACAGUCCUUUAAUCUGGAAUUAUGAAUAACACCAGAAUACUUCUAAAGGGUAGCCGCAACCAAUUUGUUUUAAUACAAACCUAUAAAAUACACCUUUGUGUUUCCGUCAACCUUAUUUUAAAAUUGUUUCACUAUUU
Messenger RNA from Acanthaster planci (crown-of-thorns starfish), 2356 nucleotides. RefSeq names its product G patch domain and ankyrin repeat-containing protein 1-like. The record is from RefSeq and is a predicted model, not a curated record. Gene Ontology annotation, molecular function: nucleic acid binding; protein binding. Lineage: Eukaryota; Metazoa; Echinodermata; Asteroidea; Valvatida; Acanthasteridae.